Molecule: messenger RNA, 2677 nt
Organism: Hevea brasiliensis (rubber tree)
Lineage: Eukaryota; Viridiplantae; Streptophyta; Magnoliopsida; Malpighiales; Euphorbiaceae
Exons: 11
Coding region: 579-2267 (562 amino acids)
Biological process (GO): mRNA 3'-end processing
Cellular component (GO): RNA polymerase II, holoenzyme
Molecular function (GO): RNA polymerase II complex binding
Source: RefSeq, a predicted model, not a curated record
GUACCUGUCUACCGUCAUCAACCUAUUUUUUGAUACCUUUCUUCUCUCUCCACGACAGUUUUCCACCUCUCUGUGGGUCUCUCUCUCUGCACGAAAGCAACGACUUCUCAAUUUCUAGGGUUUUUCUAAUUCGCAGAACCUUAUUCUCUAAUUCGCUUGACGUUUCCCUUUCUUUGCAGGUGAAUUAGGGAAAUCCUACAAUUGGAGACAAAAAUUGAGGGCUCAUGAUUGAACAUCAUUGCAUGGGUUAGUGGAGGGAAGGAAAAAGUGUGGAACAGUGUGACUAUGCUCUUAUAAGAUCAGACAGAAAAAAUGGUGGCUUAUAAUUUAAAUGUAGAUGCCAGUCUUCUUGGAGCUGAAAGCAGUGUUUACACCUAAAUAUUCUAUGUUAAUUUUUACUAAAGCAAAAUUCUAGCUGGAUUGAUGGAAAGAAUUUCAGCAUCUGAAGCUGAGGGGGUGGCUCUAGUUGAUUCGCAAUUUUGAAUGCGGAAAAUUUAAUUUCUUUUUAUUUAUCCAACUGCAAAUGUGAAUGCAAUGGGGAAUUUGGCAGGAUAUGUGAAGACUCAUAAAGCAGCAGGAUGAGCAAUGAUGUUUUUGAUGUGCAGAUAUUAAAUGAAAAGUUGUCAAAACUCAACAACUCACAACAGAGCAUUGAAUCUUUAUCGCGAUGGUGUAUUUUGCAUCGCAAAAAAGCAAGACAGAUUGUUGAAAUAUGGGAUAAAUUGUUCAACUCAUCCCAGAGAGAGCAGCGUGUCUCUUUUCUAUAUUUGGCUAAUGACAUCUUGCAAAAUAGCAGGCGGAAGGGUAGUGAGUUUGUUAAUGAAUUCUGGAAAGUUCUUCCUGCAACACUCAAACAAGUUUAUGAAAAUGGGGAUGAACAUGGGAAGAAAGUGGUGACUAGACUGGUUGAUAUAUGGGAGGAAAGGAAAGUUUUUGGUUCUCGAGGACAGGGUCUUAAAGAUGAAAUGCUUGGUAAGAAUCCUCCUCCUCAGUCGGCGAGCAAUGGAAAGAGCUCAAAUCCUAUCAAGAUAGUGAAAAGGGAUGCCCAGUCAGUAAGAAUUAAAUUGGCUGUUGGAGGUCUGCCAGAGAAGAUUCUAACAGCAUUUCAAUCAGUAAUUGAUGAGCAUUUUGAUGAAGAAGCUGCUUUAAAUAAGUGUAGCACUGCUGUGUUCCAUGUUGGUAAAAUUAGGGAAGAAAUGGAAAAUGGUUCAACUCUAGGAAAUCAGCAAGGUUCCACAUUUGUGGAUGAGUUACAAGCGCAAGAAAAUGUCCUCCAGCAGUGUGUUGGGAAGCUUGAAAGUGCUGAAGCAAACAGAACCAUGCUGAUUUCCCAGCUUACAGAAGCACUUGAGGACCAAGAAUCAAAGCUGGAUGUUAUUCGUGCUCAGUUACAAGUUGCUCGGGGCCAAAUUGAGCAAGCAGUCAAUCUGAGAAGUAGGUUGACAUCUCCCAUUGCUCCUGGCUCCACCACUACCAUACCAAUGCCGGAUUCUGCCAAGGUUAAAGAGCACAAUACGCCUCCAGUUCAGCCAACCAGCACUCCUCUGCCUACCCUUGCACAACCUGUGGUUUCUUUUGCUCCAAUGAAAACUACGGAUGAGGAGAGCAAGAAAGCUGCUGCAGCAGCUGUGGCUGCAAAGCUUGCUGCCUCUACAUCCUCUGCACAGAUGCUUACCUCUGUUCUUUCAUCUCUUGUAGCUGAGGAAGCUGCCUCCAUGAAUGGUGGCUUAAAAUCAACUGGAUUUACCACAGGCUUGGCCAUGUUUCCCUCAGAAAAACGACAAAAACUUGAGAAACCAAUGCCAGUAUCUGAUAGCAAUUCUGAAGUAGGUAACAUAGCCUAUUUUAAUCCUUUACAACAGCAACCAGGGACUACUGUGCCUCUUGUGCCACCAUCUUCAAGCAUGCAAUCCAUGUCCCAAUCGAACCAGAUACAAACUUCAUUUGGUACGUUGCCUCCAUUGCCACCUCCACCACCUCUAUCUCCAGCCAAUGCACCUGCUAAUCAAUUUGUCCAGUCUUCUGGUAUGGUGAUUGGGGCAAUGCCUUUUGGAUAUGGAACUAAUGCACUACCACCCCCACCUCCACUACCCCCACAUAUUGCAAUGGGAUUGGCAAGGCCUGCUGCUCAGCCAUCACAGCAGUCACAAUCUCAGCAACCACAGCAGCAGCAAGCACCAGCAACUGGAGGAUUUUACAGGCCACCAGGCAUUGGAUUCUAUGGGCAAAACCAUCAACCAGCUACUCCUCCAGUACCGCGGCAGUGAGUCUUCCUUUGAAGCCAAUGGGACAAAAGGCCUUCAGGAGGUCAUUGGUUUUAUGGUUCAAGUCAUCAGUAAACUCCACAGAUGGCAUAGGGGUGAAUGCCGGUUGAAAAAAUAAUGAGCCUGGAGGUUCUCCUCUGAGCUUUGUGAUAUUAUGUAUAUUAAUAGAAAAGUAGGCGCACCUAGAGGCUUCAUUUGAUGUCUGUUGAGAUGCACAUUACCUCCUUCAUCCCAGACGAAUCUUAAUCAAUUGAACCAAAUAUCUGUCAGGUUAAUUGGGAGCUCGGCACAAAUGAAAUUUUCCUAGAUUGCUGUAUCUUAAUCUAACUGUUCAUGUACCAUUAACUAUAUAUAUCAUCUGCACUGCAUACUUAUGGGAGCCUUGCAACGGAUUGUAACUAAUCUUUGAUUUC